AGUGAGGAGAUUGGACUUGCGAGGUGCACAGGCCCUGGUUAUAAGCUGUGGAUGUGGGACUGUACAAGCUGAAGUCACUGCACUUACCUCUCAGCCAAGCCAACUAGAAUACCCUGCCUGCCUGUACUGUCGCUCUCUCUCUCUCUCUCUCUCUCUCUCUCUCCUUCCCUCCUAGAGUUGGAGCGCUGAGAUUUGGAAAGUGCGCCUCAGACCCACUUUUGGUCAGCCUGAAGACUGUACAGAGACGGUUUUCCACUCCUCUCUCUUCCCUUCGAUCCCACUCUCAGUCACUCUCUCACUCGCUCGCUCUCUCACUGCAGAAGCACAUGGACUACAUUUUCUCCAGAGAGACAGAGAAAGAAGCAAAACAAAAAUAACAUUGGUUCCACCUGCCAUUGGUGAAAAUAUUAAAAUAGUUCUGUUUUUGGACAAACUCGGACCAGCUUUCAAACCAGCGGCAUUGCAAUGUUUAUUUAUAUAUAUUUUUAUUCUCUUUCGUUCCUUUGAAAUUGACUGAUCUGAUACCAUCCUAAUUUCUCUGAGAGACAUGCGUGGCUGAAGGAGAAGAGGAGCCAGAGACCAACCUGAAAUUAACACCUCGUUGACACCCUCUCACAUCCCGUUCCUCCAUCUACCAUUCAACGUUUUGAGGAGAGAAAAAAAGUUGCUAGCAGCUAAACCUAGAGCCGGGGAGUCAGAUGACCAUGCUGUUGGCUCCUGUCUGUGUGCUGCUGCUGCUGGGGGGCCGUGUCCUUGGAGGAGGCUACCCCCCCAUGCCCCAGAUGAAGUACAUGCAGCCCAUGAUGAAGGGCCCUGUGGGACCUCCCUUCCGAGAGGGCAAGGGACAGUACCUCGACAUGCCACCCAUGAUGGACGUAAAGGGCGAGCCAGGGCCCCAAGGAAAACCUGGACCUAGAGGCCCAACUGGGCCCUCGGGACUUCCGGGAAAACCAGGGCUGGGGAAACCAGGUCUCAAUGGCCAGCCUGGCCUUCAGGGGCCUCCAGGCUUUCCGGGCAUUGGGAAGCCAGGACUUCCGGGUCUCCCAGGAAAAGGGGGAAUUAAGGGGAUGCCUGGGAAUAAUGGUGAGGUUGGACUUCGGGGUGAACCAGGUCCCAGAGGACUUCCAGGUCAACCAGGUCUCCCCGGCCCAGCUGGCCUGUCUCUUAAUGGCAAACCUGGCCUUCCAGGUGGGAGUGGCCAACCUGGGUCUCGUGGAGAACCAGGACAGAAAGGUGGGCCUGGAAAUCCUGGGGAGCGUGGAUUCAAGGGAGAGAAUGGCAAUGGGAAUCCUGGAUUGCCAGGAACCAGGGGCCCCAAUGGGCUCAGGGGCCCCCCAGGGCCAGCUGGUAAUCAGGGCAUGGGAAAACCAGGACUUGACGGGCUUCCUGGUCCUUCUGGGCCUAAAGGGGACCAGGGGCUCCCAGGAAGAAUAGGAGAGCCAGGGAAGGCUGGAGGUCCAGGGCUGCAAGGCCAGCCAGGAUCCGUUGGAUUGGGCAAGCCUGGUAAUGAUGGAUUGCCUGGAGGACACGGCCCACUUGGGCCUAAAGGUGAGCCAGGACAGAGGGGUUCUCCAGGGUUUCCUGGAAGUCCUGGCUACGGCAAACCUGGUCUACCAGGGACAAAGGGAGACAAGGGCCUUUUCGGGGGACCAGGUGUCCCUGGAGAUAAGGGAGAGACUGGGAUGGCGGGACAGCCAGGAGACAUGGGCCCAGAUGGACAACCAGGACCACCAGGAAUACAGGGCCCCAUGGGGCUUUCAGGAAAACACGGCAUGCCUGGCCUGAAGGGAGAGUUGGGUCCACAGGGGCAUCCAGGUCUGCCAGGGAUCAGAGGGGACCAGGGUCCUGGUGGUAUGUCUGGAAAACCAGGCAUUCCUGGAGACAAAGGGCUCCCGGGCCCUAACGGGGCUAUUGGAAAACCUGGGCCCAAAGGCGAGGCAGGGCACAUAGGCCUGCCAGGAAACCCAGGUAUGUUAGGCAAUCCUGGACCAAAAGGGGAGCUUGGGUUUGUUGGGUCUCCAGGACCAAGAGGCCAGUCUGGAAUCCCCGGUCUGCAGGGGCCUUCAGGGCCAAUGGGGCCACAGGGUAUCCCAGGUCUGAAGGGCGAACCUGGGCUGUCGGGUCUUCCAGGUCUGGGCAAAUUCGGAGAAAAAGGAGUUCCAGGUCCCCAAGGUCCCCCAGGAAAGCCAGGCAACUCUGGACUCAACGGCAACCCCGGCCCUCCAGGGCCACCCGGGCCCCCUGGCCCUGCAGGAAACGGACAAACCGGGGUGGCUGGGCUAACGGAUUCAGGGCUGGGUGGGGACGAGGUACCAGACGGGAGGAACGGAAAACCACAGUUUGGCCGUGCAGAUCUCUCCGCCACCCUGGCACCCGCGUUUACCGCCAUCCUCACCACAGCCUUCCCUCCAUCUGGGAUGCCCAUCAAGUUCGACAGGACCCUCUACAACGGGCAGAAUGCCUACAACCCUGCCACCGGUAUCUUCACCAGCCCCAUGUCUGGCGUCUACUACUUUGCCUACCACGUGCACGUAAAGGGAUUCAGUCUGUGGGUGGCACUGUACAAGAACUAUGUUCCAGCCACAUACACCUACGACGAGUACAAGAAGGGCUACAUGGACCAGGCGUCCGGUAGUGCCGUCCUUGAGCUGAAGGAGAACGACCAGGUGUGGAUGCAGAUGCCCUCGGAUCAGGCUAACGGGCUCUACUCCACCGAAUACAUCCACUCGUCCUUCUCAGGGUUCCUGCUCUGUCCCACAUAAUGGCCUGCUAGUCAACUAUCACCUAGGGUGCCUUCUGAUGUCCCUGUAUCAAAACACCGGCAGCCAGAAUAACACCACCUGUAUAAUGUUAUCAUCAACAACAUCAACAACGACAGGAAAAGACAUUGUGAACGGAAGAUGGAGAAUUAAAAAGCAGGAGAAGGAUACUUCAUGCUGUGCUCUGUUUUUAUCUCUUUCUUUGAAAUGUCUGUGUUUUUUUUUUUUACGUGUUUGUUUUUUUAGCUUAUAUUAUUAUAAUUAUUAUUAUUGUCAUAAUUGUUAUUAUUAUUAUUAUUUUGUCAUCGUUGUCUGUAUUGUUGUUGUUUAUUGGAUUCGGACUAUUAAGUGCCUUACAUUGUCUAAGUAACAUUUAUUAUGCUGCGCUCAUAACUAUUUGGGAAGGUGGUAAAUACCAUUUGGAUGCAAUCACGUUCUUUGAACUCAUUGAGAAACGCCGAUUGGCUAACAGUGCUUGUAAAAUAUUAUGGUGUUUAAAAAGCAUAUUAAUAGCUUGCUUUUUAUAAAUAAUGUUUUGUUGUUGCAUUUAACUGUCAUAAAUACUGUUAUAAUUUCCUUAGUAGGUGACGUUGGAAGUCAGCAUGUGGGAGAAGUCGGAGCUCAGCGUUGAUAGACGAGUUUCCCACUAGUAAUUACCAGUUAGAGGAGCGUUAAAGUGUUUUUUCAUCCAGUCGUAUGUGGUAAAUACCACCUUCCCACUUGGUUAUGAAUGUAGCAUUAGACCUACCCAUGUGACUGCACAUCCUACCCAAAUGCUCUGACAUCUGUAGGAUGAAAUCGUCAGACCCUGGGGCUCUGAUUGGUUCCCCUGGCUGCAGUCACUUCCUGCACAAAAACCUCCCAUUUUCUUCUGUGUGCGCGUCCUUCCUAUUUAAAUCAAUAUUUCACAUAAAGAUGUACCAUUACACAUACAGUAUGAAGAGUAUAUUCAAUAAACAAUUCCUUACGUGAAAUAAUAUCCAAUACUUUUCACUUUACUUAAAAAAAUGUUUUUUAAAUACCUGUUAUAGGGAUCGAUGGAUCAUUGUUUAUCAGUAUGCUCUGAUGUUUUGACAGUCAACUUCUAGUUGUCUGUUGGGUGCUAAUUUUCUGGUUUUGGAUCAUGACUAUGACUUGACCAAUAAGAAGUCAUUGCUGGUCAUUCUAGAAGGUGACAGUUUUGGAUCAUGGCUAUGACUUGACCAAUAAGGAGUCAUUGCUGGUCAUUCUAGAAGGUGACGGUUUUGGAUCAUGGCUAUGACAUGACCAAUAAGAAGUCAUUGCUGGUCAUUCUAGAAGGUGAUGGUUUUGGAUCAUGGCUAUGACUUGACCAAUAAGAAGUCAUUGCUGGUCAUUCUAGAAGGUGACGGUUUUGGAUCAUGGCUAUGACUUGAUCAAUAAGAAGUAAUUGCUGGUCAUUCUAGAAGGUGACAGUUUUGGAACAUGGCUAUGACUUGACCAAUAAGGAGUCAUUGCUGGUCAUUCUAGAAGGUGACGGUUUUGGAUCAUGGCUAUGACUUGACCAAUAAGGAGUCAUUGCUGGUCAUUCUAGAAGGUGACGGUUUUGGAUCAUGGCUAUGACUUGACCAAUAAGGAGUCAUUGCUGGUCAUUCUAGAAGGUGACGGUUUUGGAUCAUGGCUAUGACUUGACCAAUAAGAAGUCAUUGCUCUAUCCAACUUGUGUAAGAUCCACACAAAGCAGGGGACACAUAGAGACAGCAGUAUUAAACAUCUAAGAGUAACCAUGCUUUCCCCCGUUUUCUCUUCUUUGAAAAAGCAUCAAUAGUAACCAGUAACCUAAAGAAUUAUAAAUACUGUAUAUAGAACACAUUAAAUAGACAAAUAAAUAAAUCUAUGAAUAAAUGUGUAAGUUAAUCAUUAUAUUAAUAAAUACAUUAUGCGUCAGCUAAUAGACAGAAAUUGUGGGCCAAAUGCGUUCGGAUCAAUGUCAUGUUUCCCUGCAUCGAUCCAUUCUGUGGUUAUUCCCAUUUACUACCUGCAUUGCAGCUCCCAUGUCACCCUCAUUGCGUGCUCUAUGGCACACACAUAUUGAUGACAUCACUGCUUCUUGUGUCCGCUAACGCCAUGGCUGCGGCCGAGCAAUCAAUGCCCUAGUACCUUUCACAUUAACAUUUAGAGUGAACGUUCUGAGGGAUAGCUCACAUUAAAAGCCUCAUUCUGUCUACAAACUACAAAUCACAUUAACAACUGGCUAAAGGCCAUCCAACCUGUUUCUACAGAAUAACCCUUUCAAGGUUCAGAUGUAACCCAAUGGGUGCAUUGGGUGCAGUUCAAAUGAUCUUACACAACGCUCCCAGUAUUUGGUGCUAUAGUUAUCUCAUUGUAAUGAUAAAUGUACAGUAUAACAUAAAGGUUAUACAUUCAUUUUCCACCUAAAGAUACAUCCACAACUAAAAUGGUUUGUCCAUUGCUUGGUUAAAUGGAACAUCUGAUGUUGCCACAGUAUAUUCCUAGUGGAAGUCUUGUGACAGGAUAUGAAGGAAGGUUAACUUUUGGAAAUGACCAUACAUGAAUCUCCAUAAUAAGUAAUGAGAGAGAGAGAGAGAGAGAGAGAGAGAGAGAGAGAGAGAGAGAGAGACUGACAGAGAGGGAGGGAGGGAGUGAGAGAGAGACCCUGUGGUUGUGAAAUUGUUCUUGCAUAACAGUUAACAUGGCUCUGUUAUUUCUGGGAGAAACGGUGGGACAAGGGUGAGAAGGGUGUUUGCUGUGUGAGUUCUCCUAGUGCAGUACAGUGUUUCUGUCUGUAUCUAUUUUUUAACUCCCAGCCGUUAACACUUUACCUGGGUGAAAGAUGAACUGCAGAGACCAUGGAACAUGCUUUCUGAGUCAUGCACUUCUAGUUAAUACUCCACCACAGUUUUGAAUUGAAGAUCUGAUGUGGUUCUAAUAGGACAUGUGUGUCAUCAUGAAGGUUACCUAAAUGCACAUGUAUGGUCCUAUAGCUUGGUCAAUGUCGCAAAGAGAAGAAUUUGGUUUGGUAGUAGUAGUGGGCUACACAUCAUGCAAAGAGGAGAAACGUCAAAUAGACACGUGGGAAAUGUAUUCAAAGUAAGACGACAGUAAUGUUGGAAUAAAAACAUGAAGGUUUAUCGUGAAGACCUUAAUUUUCCAGUGACCUUGGGCUCAAGGUUAUAUCAUACAGUAUAUCACACUCCCUUGCUGUAAGUUCAAUGUAGGGGCAUCAUAUAGUAUGUUUCCAUCAUUAGAUAUAUUUACUAUUGGUCAUCAAUGGUGAGAAUACACCAUUUAGACUGCCCUGAUGCUAUUCAUGGUGGAUAUAGCAGAAUGGUAGGUAGCACCCAUUUAUUUUCCUAGAUUUUGAGUUCUCUUUCUGUAACAAUACCCAAGAGUAGAAGUUGUAUUCAGAUUGAGAACCUGAGGCCAACAUUCAUUCACAAUGGUUAUCCAGGUUCCUGCGGUAAAUAAGAAGAAUAAUGAAUGUAGGGAUAUUGCUCUGUUGUCUGCAUAUUAAUACACUUGCUGUAUAGCUGUGUCUAAAGAAUGAUGUUUUUGAAAUGUUCUGGAGAAACGGUCAUCGGUUUUGACUGAGUUGAGCCUUGUGUCUCACGUUCAGUGUUUUAGGUUUAUCCAAUGCACUCUCACUAGUCUCGGUGCCCCUAAUCCUCUCAUUAGAACCUGAACAUCCUUAAGCAACGUUUGUGUCUCAUUACUGUUGUGUAAGUCUACUAGACAAUUCAAGACUUGUUCUUGUUAUGUACUGUAUAUCAGACAUUCGGAAAGCCAUUUUUGAGUGGUGUGGUCGGACAGACUGUUACUCUCCUUUUGUCUAUUCCUUGUCAUAGACAAUGUCACUUGGUUUCAGAGCUUGCAGUGUGUGCAAAUCAUUUUUCCCAAAUGUACUGCCUUGAUCAUAAACUGAUUAGACUUGUUUUCUAUUCAAUGAUUAAAAAAACUAUAAAAAAGACGCCUUGCUUCGGUUUUAAGGGAUAUUUGUUUGUUAGAGUUUGGAGAUAGAUGUUAUAGUUUGGAGAUAGAUACAAAUGAGAUGGAUACAAAUGGGCAUUUUAAUUUGCACAUGACCUUAAUGAAGAUGUCUUUAUACAUUUGUGAUAAUUUAACAGUAACGCCAAAACCGCCCACCGAAGCCUAGAUGGUAUAAAUGGUAUUUAACAGCAUUGAACGAGAUCAUUUAGAACACCUAGUUAGCAUUCUAGCAUUGUUCAUGAAGGAUUAUUUUUGUGGAUUUAAAAAAACAUGUUUUUUUUUGUGUAAUGUACAAUGUAUCAACCUAUAGGAUUUUUUUUGUCUUAUACAUGGCUAUUGUGUGCCCUCUAUGCAAUAUGGGUAUAAAAUGCACUCUUUUUGAUUGAAAAUGUUUUGUCUGCUUAUACAAAAUCUACAGUACUUGAUUGUAUUGAUACCAAAUCAAUAAAUACUUUAUUGUA
Molecule: messenger RNA, 7186 nt
Organism: Oncorhynchus kisutch (coho salmon)
Lineage: Eukaryota; Metazoa; Chordata; Actinopteri; Salmoniformes; Salmonidae
Product: collagen alpha-2(VIII) chain
Exons: 3
Coding region: 699-2762 (687 amino acids)
Molecular function (GO): protein binding
Source: RefSeq, a predicted model, not a curated record